AUGGUGAUGUUUUGGUGUCGGACUAAACAAUCACAGCUCAGAAGCCCUAAAACCAAUACAAAGCUACCCAAUAAUACCUUCGUUUUUCUCGAUUCUCAUUCAGAGGUAGCCCUGGCUUCGAGCCAUCGGAUGAUGCGUCUCCCCUGUCAUUUAAGGGACUCACUGCUUCAUGAAAUAGAACUCGGCAUUCUUAAGGUUUUAGAAAAUAAAGAGAUCGAGAAAAUGAUUCUCUCAGAUAUUUUCUGCAGAUGUGCUUUUUUGUCAAAUUUCCUGUAUGUGAAUGUGUUGGAAUUGGAAUUGGCUAGCAUAUUUGGCGGAUUGUUGGUGAUUAGUCAUAAUGUAACUUUGGGACCUGAGAAACGAAGGCAGAUGAUCUUCUUCUUCAGAAGAGGAUCGAUACCAACAACUUUUGGGGCGAAGAGAGGAUUUCCCGCUUCACAUGUUGGUUUCUCUGUUAUCGUACCUGGUGUUUGGGUUCCUUCCACCGGUUGUAUCUGGGUUUUCAUUCCGUUUGUAUUUGCGGUUCAAGUUUUGGUGAUUCUCACUAAUGUUUCAGGAAUUUGCCAAACACUGAUGGUAGACUCGUUUGCUUACCUACCUCCUAACUCAAAGCAUCACUUUGAGAGUUAUGAAUCUUCUACACUUGUUGUAUUUGAAAAAAGGUAUGCUUACCUAGAAGAUCAUAUUCCCGAGCCAAUUGUUGGCUCCACCAAUUAGCAGCCACUUCUUGA
This is a messenger RNA of Lactuca saligna, 731 nucleotides long. The record is from the annotation of a GenBank genome assembly. Lineage: Eukaryota; Viridiplantae; Streptophyta; Magnoliopsida; Asterales; Asteraceae.